Molecule: messenger RNA, 2898 nt
Organism: Dipodomys spectabilis (banner-tailed kangaroo rat)
Lineage: Eukaryota; Metazoa; Chordata; Mammalia; Rodentia; Heteromyidae
Gene: Cdc7
Product: cell division cycle 7
Exons: 12
Coding region: 152-1873 (573 amino acids)
Biological process (GO): mitotic DNA damage checkpoint signaling; protein phosphorylation
Cellular component (GO): nucleus
Molecular function (GO): protein serine/threonine kinase activity; ATP binding
Source: RefSeq, a predicted model, not a curated record
AAGGCCGGCUUGCCAAGGGCUGGAGCUGCCGGGGGCGACCGCCCGGACGUCUAGGGGCGCGGCGGGAAGCGUACUCCCCUAAACCCUGCUUUGCCCCCUCCGAGGACCCGGCUCCUCAGCUGCUGACAUCGGGCAUGCCGGUGGUUCUGUGAUGGAGGAGACUUUGGGGAUCAGGACGGGCGAGCCCAUGGCUUUGUCUCCCCAGCCUGACCCCGUUCAGGCUGAUGACACGGUAAAAAAGCACGCACAGAGUUAUAAACUUUCAGGAGUUAAAAAAGAUAUUGAGAAGCUUUAUGAAGCUGUACCACAGCUUAGCAGUGUGUUCAAAAUUAAGGACAAAAUUGGAGAAGGCACUUUCAGCUCUGUUUAUUUGGCCACUGCCCAGUCACAAGAAGGACCUGAAGAGGAGAUUGCUCUAAAACACUUAAUUCCCACAAGUCAUCCUGUCAGAAUUGCAGCUGAACUCCAAUGUCUAACAGUGGCUGGGGGGCAAGACAACGUAAUGGGAGUUAAAUACUGCUUUAGGAAAAAUGAUCAUGUGGUUAUUGCAAUGCCAUAUCUGGAACAUGAAUCCUUUUUGGACAUUUUGAAUUCUCUUUCCUUUCAAGAAGUUCGGGAAUAUAUGUUUAACUUGUUAAAAGCCUUGAAGCGCAUUCACCAGUUUGGUAUUGUUCACCGUGAUGUGAAGCCCAGCAAUUUUUUAUAUAAUAGACAUCUGAAAAAGUAUGCUUUGGUAGACUUCGGUUUGGCCCAAGGAACUAAUGAUACAAAAAUAGACCUCCUCAAAUGUGUUCAGUCUGAAGCACAGCAGGAAAGCUGUUCACUAAACAAAUGCCGUGGAAUCACUGGAAACAAGACUGCGUUGGGUGGUUCAGCGCCUAAGGGUGUAGAUCCACAGGCCGCCACAAAGCCUGCCAAAAGACCCUGUGCAAACGAGCACAUUCAGACUAAGCAAGGAAAAGAUGGAAAGGAAGGAUCUGUAGGCCUUUCUGUCCAGCGCUCUGUGUUUGGAGAAAGAAAUUUCAAUAUUCACAGCUCCAUUUCACAUGAGAGCCCUCCAAUGAAACUUAUAAAACACUCAAAGACUGUGGAUGUAGUAUCAAGAAAGUUAGCAACAAAAAAGAAGCCCAAUUCUACGAAAGUGAUGAGUGGUGGUGUGAUAAAGAAAACUGCCAGUUCUGACUCAGCCCACUCGACUUGUGACUGCUAUGCCACAGAUAGAGUCUGCAGUGUUUGCCUCUCAAGGCGUCAGCAGGUAGCCCCUAGAGCAGGAACACCAGGAUUCAGAGCACCAGAGGUCUUGACUAAGUGCCCCAAUCAAACUACAGCAAUUGACAUAUGGUCUGCAGGUGUCAUAUUCCUUUCUUUGCUUAGUGGACGCUAUCCAUUUUAUAAAGCAAGCGAUGAUUUAACUGCUUUGGCUCAAAUUAUGACAAUUCGAGGAUCCAGGGAAACAAUCCAGGCUGCUAAAGCUUUUGGCAAAUCGAUAUUAUGUAGCAAAGAGGUCCCAGCACAAGACUUAAGGAAACUCUGUGAGAGACUCAGAGGUCUGCCUUCUAACACUUCCACAUUAGCAAGUGAUACACAAGGGCAUGCUUCUCCCAACCCGGCUUUUUCAGAGAAGACUGACCAUAAGGCUUUGUAUCUGGAACACGCGUCUCAAAUGCAGCACUCAGAGAAUUCCUUAUGUAAAGGGGACCAUAAUGGACACAGGAGUCGUUUUGGCGAGUAUACGACCAAUUCAGAAGGCUGGGAUGAAGUCCCCGACGAAGCCUAUGACCUGCUCGAUAAACUCCUAGAUCUGAAUCCAGCUUCAAGAAUCACAGCAGAAGAGGCUUUGUUGCAUCCAUUUUUUAAAGAUAUGAGUUUGUAACCAUGGUUCUUCAUUUGGUGUUAGAGUGGUGUAUUGUGAAGUGGACUGCCACAGUUCUUUGUUAAAAAAAACACACACAGGUUUUUGUUUAGAGAGCAGAGCAGGAAGAAUAAUUUGAAUUUUAUUAUAUUCUCUGGGGGCAGACUAUAAAACACAAAUUAAGACGACAUCAAAUGCCUGGGAGAGUUCUUACAGCAUAUGAGUUAAACUCACCCAUGCCGAAUCAGAUCUUUUGUUUCCCUAAUUGCUUUUUACUAGCAUGUGCAGAAAAGGGAGCUUGGCCACUAGGUCAAGGUAAAGUCUUAAAUGAAUGCAUGUGAUAGCGGAAGUAAUGAGUUAGAAGACUUCAUUUCCUGAUUCCCUAGAGCAAUGUGUCCUUUUGGAAAAUUCAGCCUGGUACUCAGUGACAGUUUUAUAGGCAAAGAAAUUAAUUUCCUUUUCCAGAGGUAUAUAUUAUACCUUUGAUGAACACUAAAACAAUUAUUAAGAUAGUAUUGGUUAUGGGGCAAAAUUUCACUUAAAAUUGAAUUUAUCCAUUUAAAAGUAUUUCAUAAGAGCAUUUUAUUUGUGUAAAUUGUCAUGUUUUCUUGAUUUUUCUUCCUUCUCUGCCUUCCUCUAACACAUUUUCCUUGGAAAUCACAUGGUGCUUACUACAGAAUAUAUCUGGGUGCUCUAGUAUACGUUAUAUAGAGUUACAGUAAGGAAUUUAAUUAUGUGCACACUAGUGGAUAAGAGGAAGCCUUCAGGACCAAGGUGAAUAUUAAUCAUCCAUAGUGCUGAUUUUUCUCUCCAGUGUAUUUUAUUAUCUCCACACUAUCUUAGAUAUAAUUAGGUAGCUAUUAGAAAGCAAAGGAGGCAUCAGAUUGAGAAUAUGACUGGAGAUGUUUCUUGUGUGCCUAGAGCUAUGCAGAUUUCCGCAUCCUGUUUUCAUCAUCCUGGUCUUGCUCACAACAGACUAAUUACUGGAGUCUUAAGGUGGGUUGGAAAGAGAACUAAUGAAACAUGCAAAGCAGGAAGGGACCCAA